AUGUUGGAAGAUAUUCCGAGAUAUUCAUUAAGGAAUAUGCACUACCGAAUAAUCUCGUGUAUCCGACAUUUGGAAAAUAUGGAAUGUCAAGCUCUGGGCAACCCUGAAGAGCAGCUCCAAAAGACGUCAACGAGCAUUCAACAGCAUCUGCGGGGAAUGGCUCGAACUACUGCUAUCUUGGUGUCAAAGUAUGGUAUGAUCGAUUUAUAA
Messenger RNA from Caenorhabditis bovis, 210 nucleotides. The record is from the annotation of a GenBank genome assembly. Lineage: Eukaryota; Metazoa; Nematoda; Chromadorea; Rhabditida; Rhabditidae.